Vollenhovia emeryi is the source of this 882-nucleotide messenger RNA. RefSeq lists its product as uncharacterized. The transcript has 3 exons. The coding region runs from base 78 to 863 and encodes 261 amino acids. NCBI's taxonomy places the organism in Eukaryota, Metazoa, Arthropoda, Insecta, Hymenoptera, Formicidae. The record is from RefSeq and is a predicted model, not a curated record.
AUUGUUCAUGUUAGAUGUGUAGCAUUUCUUAAUGUAUAUACAUUUUUGUUACUUUUCUAACAGGAGGACUCAUAAACAUGUUUAUGAUUUUCAUCUUAUUCGCGUUGCUGCCGCAACUACUUUGUACCAUGGUGCAUGACACAAUGUUGUGCUCGGAAUACUUCAUAUACACAAUACAUCCUGAAACACUCAAGAUAGUGGGAAGAUUAGAAAUCCCAUCUCCACCAGAAAAUGACGAAAUGUUAUAUUUAAAAGUUGCCUUAAACACUACAGCUUAUUCUCUCAAAGGGUUGUUUCGAAUAGAAUUGGCACGACCGAUAAAAGAGACCAUUCAAGCUAUUCAACAAGGUAGACCUUUGUUAUAUCAUAUUAAUUUUCCUUUGGACGAAAAAUUUCCGACAUUAUCCGCGAUAUGGUUCAAUAAUCAGGAAUAUUGCUUCGGCCCCGGAUCGUCAAGUGAAAAUAUCGUAUCCAAUAUCGAAUUGGGGCAUUAUGUGUACCCUCCGGACAAAGAACCACUGCCGCAGGAUUUUCAGCCGUGGCAUCGAAAUUCGAGUGGCUACCGCAUAGACAAUCCGUAUUACAAUAGGAACACCAAAUGCGGUGUUACCAGUUACUACACCGAUAGCACAAAUAGACUGAUCCCCAACGGUGAGACGUCAUUACCAGGCCAGUGGCCGUGGGUAGUUGCAAUCUACAGACUUACUAGAAAUAUACAGUUUGAGAUAAACUACCAGUUUCAAUGUGGUGGUUCUCUAUUAACAAACAGACAUGUAUUAACAGGUAUGUUAAUUGAGAAAAUUCACUAUUUCCAUAGUCCAUACCCAGAUAGCACCGAAUGUUCCAUGAAUGUUUGUAUAUGAUUCGAAUGUUCUCCCUCAG